This is a messenger RNA of Passer montanus (Eurasian tree sparrow), 1411 nucleotides long. RefSeq names its product low density lipoprotein receptor adapter protein 1-like. The transcript has 9 exons. The coding region runs from base 46 to 987 and encodes 313 amino acids. The record is from RefSeq and is a predicted model, not a curated record. NCBI's taxonomy places the organism in Eukaryota, Metazoa, Chordata, Aves, Passeriformes, Passeridae.
CACACCGGCAGGGAGCAGCUCGGCUCGGCUCGGCUCGGCUCCGCUAUGGAGGCGCUGCGGGCGGCGGGGCGCGCCGUGCUUCGGAGUCCGCGCCUCGCCCGACACGGUCUGGGUCUCCGCCGGCGGCGCAAGCUUCCUGAGAGCUGGGCCGAUAUGCAGGAACCACUGCUUGAGGGGAUGUGCUUCACCCUCAAGUAUCUGGGCAUGACGCUGGUAGAACAACCAAAAGGAGAAGACAUGGCUGCUGCUGCCAUCCGCAGGAUCGUGGCCACGGCACGGGUUGGAGCUCGCAAGUUUCAGAAGGUGAUUCUGACAGUGUCUCCAAGGGGCAUCUCACUGCAGGAUGCAGACACUAAGGAGAUGGUGGAAAACAUCUCCAUCUACAGGAUCUCCUACUGCACGACAGACAAGCUGCAGAACAAAGUCUUUGCUUAUGUUGCCCAGAGCCAGGAGAGCGGGGCACUGGAGUGCCAUGCCUUCCUCUCACCCAAGAAGAAGAUUGCCCAGGCUGUGACUCUGACUGUGGCCCAGGCCUUUCAGAUGGCACUGGAUCUCUGGGAAGCAGCACAUGCAGGCUCUAGGCAGGAUCAGCCCCUUCACCCUUCAUGUGUCUUGGAGAGCAGUGAGGCCGGCAGACCCCGUGAGCCAGCCCCCCCAGGGAGCGCUCCCUUCACACACCACUUUGGGGAGGAAGAGGAGGAGGAGGAGGAGGAAGAUGAUAAUGUCAGUGAAACCUUGUCUGGGAGGCCAUGCUUGGGGUAUGAUGGAUGCUGUGCUCUCUUUCAAAGCAGCAUGGAGGAGCUGGGGAGGGGACUCCACAGCCCAGCAGAAUUAACACCUCUUGUGCCCCCAUCGAGCUCUCCUACAGCACAGCUACUGUGCUACCGCCUGGGGCCACCCCCGGACAGCUGGACGGUGCUGGGAGGGGCUGCAGACUCCCCCAGCACUUGCACCAGGACUGCUGGCCCCAAGACUCCCCUGGGCUAAGCCAAAUCUCUGCAACAACGGACCAGCCACUCAGGAUUCACCCUGUGCCUGCGCCUGGGCCAGCCAGUGCCUGCCACUGCCCUGGCACUGCCCUGCUGGCACGGGGGCUGCUGGCACUGCUGCCAUGGAGUGCACAGGCUGCAGCAUCUGCUCCCUGCCAUGUGCCACCUGCAUGAACCACCUCGAGCUGCAGCUGCUCCCAGCUUGGGCGGGGGGACCUGUGCUCCUCGCUCUGCUCACUGCCAGGCUGUGCAGGGCCACCCUGCGUGCUCUGAGCCUGCCUGAUGCAGGCAGUGUACACCCUCAGGGAGCAACAGCUCUUGGCCUGGAGCAGUGCGUGAUGAAGGCCUUUCCCCUGCAGUUCAGCCCCACACCCUCUCACAAAUGAAAUUACCUGGUUUUUAAAGGAAAGCUCUGCCUUCAG